Messenger RNA from Drosophila navojoa, 2668 nucleotides. It is a transcript of the gene Pdcd4, whose product is annotated as Programmed cell death 4. NCBI's taxonomy places the organism in Eukaryota, Metazoa, Arthropoda, Insecta, Diptera, Drosophilidae. The record is from RefSeq and is a predicted model, not a curated record. Gene Ontology annotation, cellular component: nucleus; cytosol. Gene Ontology annotation, biological process: negative regulation of DNA-templated transcription.
CUCAGUGGAAUUGUUGUCGUGUUCACUUCGUUACGGAUAUUUCAAAUCUCAUACCCCAAGCACCCUUCUGAUUAAAAUAAAAAGAAAACUGAAUUUUGCUACAACUUCAGUAAAGUUGAAUACAAUUUUUUUUAAAGUUGAUUAAAAAACAAAAAAAAAACUAAUUGAAUUAAUAAGAAAAGUCUAAUUGGACGCCGACUUGCAGCGCGCUUAUCCAGCCCUUUCAUACAUACUCACGUGUGUGUGUAUAAGAGUGCAUUGCACGUUUUGAGCUCUUAACUGCGAGGGUGUCGAAUAGCCAUUAUCUGCUAUUAACGCCAUUGCAUCCGUGAUCAUCAAUAUUUUUUGCAAGUUACUUAGAUCAAAAGUGAAUGGUUGAAAGCAAGAAACAAGUAUAAACAUCAAAAAGUAUUUUCCAAUUGCAUUUUGUGUGCAUUCUAUUGCGAGCAAACCCACGCGUUGCAGAGAAAACAGAACCACAUAUACACACACACACAAGCAAACGCAUUUACACUCACAUAAAAAUCCUCAUACAUACAGACGAUUUUCAACGCCAAAAGCAAGUUGCCAAACAAACAAAAACAAAACAGGCUCCAGCAGUUGCAGGCGCGCCAACAUCGUCGUCGACGUCGCUGCAUUUAGCCCAACGUCGACGUUGUUAUUGUUGUUGUCGCCGCGAGUGUGAGGACGCAAACGAACAGAGAACAAAAGGCAAUCAGAAAGUACACACGCUGAGCAACCGAUUAAAUCAAGAGCAAGUAAACACAACAAGAGCACAAGGAAAGUGUAGCACCUGGUCACACGGUACAAUAAACAAAUUGGAGAUUGAGAAAGAGUGAGCGAUACAUAUACAUAUACAUACAUAAGGUUCCACGAGGGUUACGGAGAGCAGAAACUGUGUUUCUUGCUCUAACUGUUGUGCAUUCCAAGAAGAAACAGCAGCGAGAAGAAUCCAGAGAGAGCGAGAGGGGGAGAGAGAAGGAGAGUAGGAUCAAAGCGGAUAGAGUACAAGGGAAGUGAGGGAUCAGAAAACAGCAGAAUGGAGCUAGAGUCGAAUAUCAACCAGAAAGCUAACGGCGACGUCGCCAGCAACGGCGGCUCCGACUCAAAGGAGAGCUCCGUGGAGCGGGAACUGAAUGGCGAGAUUGAGGCGGUAGAGCUGAACGGCGGGCCCUCGAAUGGGCACAAUCACAUCAAGAAGCCCUUGCCCGUGGGCGACGGCCAUGAUGGCCGCAUCAAGCGAAAGGCCAAGCGCCUCAUCCAAAGACAAAAUAGCGGCAGUGGUAGUGGCAGCGGCACAUCUGCCACGUCCCUAACCAAUGGGGCCGCUACUGCUGGAGGCGGUAUUGUUCCGAGCAUCGCCAGUACCACGGUGUCGUCGCUGGCCAACGGCAUGUUGCCAUCCGGCACGGGCUAUGUGGUGCCGCAUCGGCGCUGGAAGAAUAGCCGAAGAUCCCGCAAUUUGACACGUGGGCGGGGCCUGCCUAAGAAGGGCGGUGCCGGUGGCAAAGGGGUCUGGGGAUUGCCCGGAUCGGAGGCGCUGGCCGAGGUGUACGAAGAUGAGAAUGAUCCCAACUAUGACAGCGAGGUCAACGAUCGAAAUGUGGAGCUACGCGAAGUCAUCACCGAAAUCACGCCCGAAGAAUUCUUCAAGCUCGCCGAGCCGAUUGUGCUCGAGUACUACGAGCACGGGGACACCCACGAGGUGGCCGUCAGCUUUGACGAGAUCUUGCAGAGCCCGCUGCGAGAGUACAUUACCAGCAUCCUGGUCGAGAUUGCGAUGGACCACAAGGACUCGCAGCGGGAGAUGACCUCGGUGCUAAUCUCAGAUCUCUAUGGCCGCGUCAUCACCGGCAAGGACAUCGAGAAGGGCUUCAACAUGGUGCUAGCCAAUCUGCCCGAUCUCAUACUGGACACGCCCGAGGCGCCAGUGAUGCUGGGCAACUUCAUGGCCAGAGCCAUAGCCGACGACUGCAUGCCGCCGAAGUUCGUCAGUCGACCCGAGGAGCACCAGCAGAUGAACGAGUACGCCGAGCAGGCGCUGCGCCGGGCCGAUGCGUUGCUCCACAAGCAGGUGUGGGCCCAUCUGGACAACGUCUGGGGCAUGGGCGGACCCCUGCGGCCAGUGAAGACCAUCACAAAACAGAUGACCCUCUUGCUCAAGGAGUAUCUGUCCUCCCGCGACGUGGCCGAGGCGCAGCGCUGCCUGCGCGCCCUCGAGGUGCCCCACUACCAUCAUGAGCUCGUCUAUGAGGCCGUCGUGAUGACACUCGAAUCCUUAAGCCAGACCACCGAGGAGGCCAUGUGCGAGCUGCUGAAGUCGCUCGAUCUAACGUGUCUGGUUCUACCAGCUGGCAUGGAGCAGGGCUUCAUGCGCGUCUUUGAUGACAUGGCGGAUAUUGUGCUGGACGUGCCAUUGGCGUAUAUAAUACUCGAUCGAUUUGUAGAACGAUGCAAUCGUGCCGGCUUCCUAACCGACAAGAUUAUCAACAAUGUGCCAUCGCGUGGACGCAAACGUUUUGUCUCUGAGGGCGACGGCGGACACGUUAAGCCGGCAACUUUGCCUAUGCGCGACUAAAUAGCAAGGAUCGAUUGAUUUCAACUCGGAGGCAGUGGCAGCAGCAGCAGCAGAAGCAGAAGCACCAGUAGCAGUAGCAUACAACAAUAA